Drosophila sechellia is the source of this 1175-nucleotide messenger RNA. RefSeq lists its product as uncharacterized. NCBI's taxonomy places the organism in Eukaryota, Metazoa, Arthropoda, Insecta, Diptera, Drosophilidae. The transcript is spliced from 3 exons. The record is from RefSeq and is a predicted model, not a curated record. The coding region runs from base 269 to 985 and encodes 238 amino acids.
CGGGCUGCAAUCCGAUUACACUAUCGAUAGGCUGGAACCUUCCAACCUACACAUUUCCAGCGGUUGUGAAAUUCAAAUAAAGUUAACUGGAGUCGCGCUCGGCUGGUGUUAAUUAAACUGUUAAUUUGUUAUUCUAUACAAAUACUAUGCAUAUAAUAUGUAUAUAUGUAUAUUAAUAAAUAUGUAAGAUCGUUUUACACUGCAUAUUUUCCUAUAAAAACGAAGGCCAGAACCACAAGCAGCAUAGUUAUACUUUCUACUGAGCAAAAUGCAUUCGUUUUUAAUUGCAGCUGUAGCUUUCCUGAGCUACACCUGUGGCGCCCCAGCGGAUUCAGGAGCUCUCACUUUGAACGAGUCAAAUCCAGAGGAUUCCGAUGAGUCCGUAGAGACCUCUCCACCGAUCGACUGGAGCAGUGGGUAUUGGAUAACGACCACACCGCUGCCGCCGAUCGCCAACUUGCCCGAUGCGGACAAGGCGUCCUUGUGCGAAUUUCUGGGUUCCUUCGAGGCAUUUAGAAUGCAGCACUUCGCGGUUAUCUGGGCCGCUAACAUGGAGUUCCUGUCCAACGCGGAGAAGCACUUCGCCAAAGAACUUCAAGAGGAAAUGGACAAGCUGCGCAACUCACCCGCGGACCGCAAGUACAUGGAAAUGGACCCAACGCAAGCGAACGCUAUAGUUCGAAACGCAACUGCCUACAAGGAGUUCGUCAAGGAUAAUGUCGUCAAGGAGAACACGCUUAAAAUGAUGAACAAAAUAUUCGAAGGAUUACAAGCUAUCCACAAGGAAAUCAUGGUCGCUUUGAGCAAAGCUAAGAACAGCAUUAGCAAGGAAACCGCGGAAUCCGAAAAGAAAUUCUUCGAGUCAUUUGAAAAUUUGAAGGAGCCCAAUAAUGAUGACAUACUAGAUCUUUUGAAUGAUCUGGAAAGAAAGCUUAAACAUAGAUAUCAGUGUUCUAAGUCACUGAUAUUACGAAAGCUUUUUUAGAUAUCUGCCUAGCAUCACUACAAUUUAACCUUAAUAAAGAUCAAUUUCCUGUAUGCAAACAUAAUAACAUACUAGCAUCUGAUAAACAUAAAACAAUAGUCCAAAGUGAAUUGCUUUGAACUGCAAUAAACAAUAGACCAUCCACGAUGGCUAACACCUUUUGUGUGUAGACAAAUGUGAGACCCUCAAA